AUGACGUCAGCGAUGACUGAAAAAAUACCUCCUCAACCAGUGGAUAGUGCUGACGUCACUUCUGAUUCGUACAACCACCUGGAGAUCACGUGGUCAGAACCAUUCAGCCAAUGCGGUGAUCCGAGCUACAACGUAUCACGUAGGCUACUUCUCAUUGACCAAUGUGACGAUUCUAUGGCGGAUAUGGUAACGCGUGAGGUAACAGGCGAUCCAAUCAUCGAGUAUGACGACCUUUUGCCAUACUCAACCUAUGUGUUUACAGUUCUGGCGACUCUGGAAGGCUAUGAAGCAGAAACAGUCUUUUUCAUCACAUACAACUCCACUGAGUCAAAUUCCACUGGGCCACCUGAAUACUUCACAGUGGCUAGCACCGUGAAAAGAAAAUUGGAUUAUACCUGGAGCAGUCCCCCAUGCGGAGACCGGAACGGAGCCUUAAGUUACGACUACGAAUUCGGAGAAGCGGGAGGGGAUGAGGUGCAGAGGGAAAACCUUAUGAUGACAAGUCAAUCAUUUGAGGAUUUAAAACAUUACGUGAUGUACGAGUUUACUGUCUGUCCGAGGACAGUCGUUGGACCGGGUCCCUGCAUCUUCAAUCAGACCAGAACACUACCAAGUGAGCCCAUUGGCCUUCUCAAUACCGGCAGCGAAGUGGGGUCAACGAAUCAGACAUAUACCAUCAUCGCCUGGGAGAAACCGGAGUCAAUCAACGGUUUAUUUUUGAGAUAUGAGAUCCAGAAAGACAAUGAUGACGUCAUCAUGAUAGAGGAGGAAGACAUAAGAAUGUAUGAAUUCUCAGAUUUAGAGCCUAACAAUGAGUAUACCAUACAGGUACGUGCUGUCAGCAACGGAGGGAAUGGUGCUUGGGAUUCGGUCGAUGUCACAACACUCCCAAUACCAGAACCAAACACGCCAGCAGUACCGCUUUUCAAGGCAAAGAAUGAUACAUCAAUCUCCAUAGAGUGGCCCCUCGUGGAUGAUACAAAUCUAGGAAUAUACAGGAUAACACACUAUACAGUCAGUUAUUCAAGUAGCACAGGGGAUGAAGAUACUAUCGACGUCACUUAUAUUACAUCACCUAUGGUGUGCACUAUCGCACCGCUAGAACCGGGAACGGAGUACUACAUCAAGGUUCGCGCUGUCAAUGAAGGAGGACCUGGGGGCUGGUCUGAAAGUUUGACUGAAUCUACCGAACCAAAACCUACUACCGGCGGUCCUAACUCUCUGGCCGUUGGUUUAGGUGUUGGCGUUCCCAUUUUACUUAUUAUAAUGGUUUCAUCUGGUUUUAUCGUAUACAAGAAACGAAGGGAUGCUCCACCAACACCACCAAAGGAAUAUGAUCUAGAGAAUGUUCCAGCUGACGAAAAUGGGGGAACCUCGAACCCGGUUCUGGUGCGUACCACCAUUCCUAGCACACCCAAGGCCAAGCCUCCCGUCAAACAACGGCCACCACAACACGAGCCUAUACACAUCAGCAAUCUGGCCAAGGUUAUUAAAGCCAAACGAAUGUCACGUGAUGGAUUCGAGAAGGAAUACAAGGCCUUGUUGAAUAAAAGUGACGAGGGAUGCAUUGGCAACAAUCCUGAGAAUAAACCAAAGAACAGAUACAAGAACAUCAUAACGUAUGAUGAGCAUCGGGUCAAACUCAACAAGUUACCAACAGAACCAGGAGCUGAUUACAUUAACGCAACGUUCAUUGAUGGAUACAAGAAAGAAAAUGCUUUCAUCGCCUCCCAAGGUCCGAAUGCUGCUUCUUUGAAUGAUUUCUGGCAGAUGGUUUAUGAACAGAGGACGUCAACUAUUGUGAUGCUGACAAACCUCUUAGAGAAAGACAAGAAGAAAUGUAUCGAAUACUGGCCCUCCGCGGGAAAUCAUAAACGUUAUGGUGAACUGGAAGUAAUAGCCAGAGAAGUAAAAGAUGAGGGAAGUUACGUCCUCCGAAAGUUCGAAGUUGGAAAGCCUGAUAGAACAACCAACAGACUGAAUAUCACUCAAUACCACUAUACAAUUUGGCCUGACAUGGGCGUUCCUGAGAGUUCCCAACCUCUCCUAGAUUUCAGGGAUAUUGUAAAGAACGCCAACCCCGCCGACUCCGGUCCAAUCAUAGUCCACUGCAGUGCUGGAGUAGGACGAACGGGAACCUUCAUAACCAUCAACUGCAUGAUAGAGAUGAUUGAAGCAGAAAAGAAGAUAGAUGUCUUCAAUUUCAUAAACGAAAUGAGAAAACGAAGAGCCUUCAUGGUACAAGUACAGCAACAAUAUGAGUUCAUCUACGAAACACUUCUCCAGUGGUCCCACUGUGAGAAGGUAUCAUUCAGCAUCAUAGACUUACCGACCACUGUCAAGACCUGGGGGACUAUUAAAGAUGCCGAUGGAAGAACAGAAAUGUCAAGGCAAUUUGAGGUCCUUGAAUACAUGGCCCCUAUGGAGUCGACAGGAUCGGACCAAAAGGGCUCACUGCCGGUAAAUGCUAAGAAGAACCGCUACCCUGAUAGGGUACCAGUGGACAAGUUUAAACCGCUGUUGAUGACGAAAGGAGACGAAGUAGACGACAACGAUUAUAUCAACGCUUCUUUCUUCGAUGUUGAGGGUCGGAAGAACGUCCAUGUAUGCACCCAAUGCCCGUUAAUGUCUACUGUAGGGGAUUUCUGGCGUCUUGUUUGGGACUACGACAUACACACGAUCAUCCAUCUCAAUGAAAUGGACUCGACGUGUGGACAGUACUGGCCGGACUCCGACAAAACGAAUUUCGGUUCGUUCACGAUUGAACUACUCUCGGACAGAACGCUCACGGAUACCAUGACUGAACGAGUUCUCAAAGUAACCACGUCAAAAAAGAAGGGUGAACGUCAGAUCACGCAGUUGCAGUAUCUGGGAUGGCCGAAUGAUUCGCUAGUUCCGAGAUCAAAGAUGGACUUCUUCGAACUACUAACGCAGGUCGACAACAACAACACCUCUGAGAAGAAGUUCCUCGUCGUUUGCAUGGAUGGAGUUGGAGCCUCUCCUACCUUCCUUGCCGCCAACGCCGCUAUCGACAGGGUAAGAGAAGACAAGACGGUCGACAUCUUCAGCGCGGUCAAACGUCUUCGCAAGUCUAGACCAGGAGUCGUUGACGAAUUGGAACGAUAUGAAUUCUGUUACGAUGUCUUAGCAGCUUAUCAAGACUCUGUACAAACAUACGCAAACUAUAUGUGAGAAACAGACGACUACGUCUCGGAUUGUGCUUUAAAUUUCAAGCCAUUCAAGCCAAAAUUGCCAGUAGAAUAGCCCUAUUAGCAAAUUGAAGGAAAGCUUCUAUAAGCAGGCUAAAUUGUGCCUUUUCUGUUACAUUACAGAAUUUUACGACUCUUAGUUUUGUUACCUCUUUAAUUGUGAUAAUACUUUGUUGAUGGUACUGCAAACAAUUCACUCGCUUCAUAGGAUAUUGAUAUAACAUUUGUUAAAUUAAUAUACAUGUAUUUUGUGUACAGUCAUAAAUUGGAUAUCAUGUACUACUUUGUGUAGCUUUUGUAUUGAAUUGGGUAAUACUUCCGGUCAUUUUAUUUGAUGAUGACAUUACAUACAAUAUAUAUGGAUAGAAACAAUAGAACAAAUCUUCUUUUCAUUCUCUCUCUCUCUCUGUUUCAAUCUCUCUCAUUUCCCUUAACUCUCCCUCUCCAGACACCCCUUGUCAUAUUUGUAUUCCAUCUCUUUUCUUUGUAGGCUCACCCAUUUUCUCAAACUCUCUAUUUUUCACUUUGCGUAUUAAACUGUUUUUCCUAUCUGUAUAUUUCUAGUAUUCCCACUAACGAAUUUUCAACAAAAUCUUUAAAACCAUGUGAACCUUUCACCUUAUAAACCACAUUUUAUACUUAAACUAUAAUGGUAGCAUAUAAAAUAUUAUUAUGGUUUAUCCUAUAUUGACAUUGCUUACAUGUACGUUUGAAUUGACUUCAUACUAGGGUAAUGGGUUCUAGCCGUCACGCACCAGUGCGUACAAUUUAUUUAUAUAUACAUUGCUUUCAGUUACAUUCCCAGAGUUAUAGUAUUAAUAUAAGAAUGCGCCAUUGUGAUGUGUUAGGAUACAGUCACUUAUAUUGAGGUCAUUAAUUCGAAUCCCGACAUGAAAUUUGAGUAACUUAUAGGAACCUGUUUAGAAGGAAGUCCUCAAUGGUUCUUCUAGUGGAAGGUUAUGGUGACUGGGAUUAACAGGUUUAAGGCAGUUCUGAUGUGAAGUUAUUGAAGAAAUUGCAGUCUAAAUGUUUGAUUGGGCGUUUCAUUGAAUCCUAAAUUCCAAAUCGGUUAGAACAAUCGAGUAUCAAUAACAAGCAGACAAGUACAUCCCCCACCGAAAAACCGCAUUAAGGUUUACCCUAAUUACACAUGCAGCAUGUGCUUCUAAAUUGUAUUACCAUUUACUUUUUUCCGGAUUUGCAACCACCCCCAUCUUUUUACUGAAAGGAAAUUAAUGAUCUGCCACUGCAUACUGUUACCGAUUUAAUGGCUUUUUAAAAUGUUGUAUAUGUUUCUAGUUUACCGCUACCGACUGGUUUUCUUUGUCUUAUUUUAUUGAUAUCUUCUUCUUUUUUCAACAAAAAAAGCCGAAUGAAACACUGCUAUAAAUAUCUGAAACAUAUAUAUAUGAUAAAUAGUAUGAAUAACUGCUUUUUAAGACUUUUAUUAGUCGAAUGUUAAACAGAAACUACACGCAUGUUACAUAUUAAAACAGCGUGUUUAUACCCGGCUCUUUGGGUUGUAUGGUUCUUACUUUAUAAUAUUAUGAUUACACAGAAAUAUAAGUCUUUUUGUCUAGUCUGUAGCAGGAGAAACGAAACAUGUUUUAAAUUGAUGGUAGGAAAACGUCAUGGUAGGAAAACUUCAAGGAAGAGUUUUUUUUCUUUGUUUAAAGUUAUUUUUGCUGCUACUGACAUGCGAAAAAAAUUGACGCUUUUUAAGUAACUAUUACACAGAAUUAUAUGUUCGUUCUUUCUUAAUAUAUGCCUGGUUGUGUACUUGCUUUACCGAUCAAAGUGAAACUUAUAUUCUUGGAUCUUUUUAGAUUGAGGGAAGAAAAUCUAUGACCAAUCGUUUUCUUUUCUGUAAUUGCAUUACAUUUAAACAUUACCCACUCUUUAAAUCUUAGAGACGAUAUUGUAUACGACCGUUACCGUUUGAUAGACAGCAUGCUUUUGCAGUGUUUCUGAAUGAUUUCAAUCUUAUGUUCAUUUAGGUAAAGAAAAACACUGACAUAAAUCUCCUUGUAAUCUGUCGAAGCUUUGCAUUCGUUGAUUUGAUUUGAUUUGUUUGGUUUUCCGUUUCAAUAUAAAGUCAAACUACAUUAUCGACAAAUAUAAUGUAAUUAAUUCAUAAAUCAAACAAAUUAAUUGAAAGUAACUAAAAUAAUUAGAUCAUUGUUGACCUAAAACUGAUACGCUUAUUCAAGAUAUGAUUACUAGUGUAGUCUAUUCCAAGGAGACAUGCUGAGCAAAACAUGUUUCAAGAAUUAUACUGAACCUGUUGCGUUAAAAAUAUAUAUAUAAUUCCCGUUUGAUAGCAGCUUAAAAUUUAUUCAGUAUUCGGACAUUCGUGAUAAAUAAUUUCUCCUGAUAAAGAGCAAUACUUACUCUAAGGUUGAAGUUCAUUUUUGUUUCUCUUUAUGUUUAUUGUAAGAGUUUUAUUGAACAUAAUCUGUAAAUGUAGAAUUUGCAAUUAAAAAUUGAAAUAUUUA
This is a messenger RNA of Strongylocentrotus purpuratus (purple sea urchin), 5704 nucleotides long. Its product is annotated as receptor-type tyrosine-protein phosphatase epsilon. The transcript has 25 exons. Lineage: Eukaryota; Metazoa; Echinodermata; Echinoidea; Camarodonta; Strongylocentrotidae. Gene Ontology annotation, molecular function: protein tyrosine phosphatase activity; protein binding. Gene Ontology annotation, biological process: protein dephosphorylation. The coding region runs from base 1 to 3192 and encodes 1063 amino acids. The record is from RefSeq and is a predicted model, not a curated record.